AUGUCAGCCACGAUUACCGAAAAGACUAUCUCUGUCCCGACCCUUCAAAUUCGAGAGCUUAAGAACGGCUUCGGUGUUGAGGUUCGAGGGCUUGACCUUAAAGAUGGUGCCUCUGAUGAGACUUACCGCCUUCUUCAAGACCUCUUGACGAAGUAUGGUGUGAUCGUCUUACGCCAGACAAACUUGACCGACUCGGCCCACAUCGCCUUGGGCCGUAAAUUCGGCGAACUAGACGAUGUGAGGCCCUACAAUAAGGCCGGCCGUAGGAAUCGUCUUGAUUAUGACGAACUCUUCGAUGUCGGCAACAUCGAAGCGGACAACACCCUUGUCUCUCCGACUAGCCCACGCGCGCAGGCAAACAAAGGCAACAGCUACUUCCACGUUGACAGUAGCUUCAACCCACGCCGAGCAGGCUACUCCUUGCUACUGGCUCACGAGUUACCUCCCACUGGCACAGGCGGUGCGACAGAAUUCUGCGAUACGAGGGCGGCUUGGGAUGACCUUCCUCGUAAUGUACAGAGUGAGUUAUUGGCUAAAGACCUAGUUGCUUGCCACUCGAUUCUGCAUUCAAAGAAGCUAGCUGCCCCUGAGCACUUUGCGGGUAUAGAACCUGCUGAUCAUCCUAUGGGUCGUCAUAAGCUUGUGCAGCGUCAUGAAGUAUCUGGACGUACGAAUUUGUAUCUGGCGAUGCACAUCCACCACAUUGAGGGUUUGAAGCCAGAGAAGAGCGAGGAACUAUUCAAUAUGCUAUUCGAGCAUGCUACCCAGGAGAAGUAUAGAGUGACUGUGGACUGGCAUGAUGUCGGCGAUCUAGUCAUCUGGGAUAACACUUGCACUAUGCACCGUGCGAUGGGAGGACCUUUUGCAUACAAAUAUCGCAGGGAUAUGAGAAGAGUCACAGUACACGAUAAUAGUAGCCAAGCAUGGGGUCUGAAUGACAAAUCAGGCGUAAGACAAGGUCUUUCCUAG
Alternaria arborescens is the source of this 969-nucleotide messenger RNA. RefSeq lists its product as hypothetical. The coding region runs from base 1 to 969 and encodes 322 amino acids. Lineage: Eukaryota; Fungi; Ascomycota; Dothideomycetes; Pleosporales; Pleosporaceae. Gene Ontology annotation, molecular function: oxidoreductase activity. The transcript has 2 exons. The record is from RefSeq and is a predicted model, not a curated record.